UCAAGCUGGGACCCACGCCAAGCUGAAGUGAGGAAACGCAAGGCAGCAAACGCAAGUGAAACAAAUACGCACCGUUUCAUUUAUUCCCAAAUGCGUGUCACUGUUCAUGGACCGUUUUACUGCUGUACGCACCGUUUCACUAAGCUGUAUGCAUUUCAUUAGCAAGACCUGAAACAAAAAUAGACGCAUAAAAGACUUCCUGCUCGUCCUGUUCAUGGCUUUGGGAGUGUGCUAAAACGGUGCGCUCAUUGCAAACCAGGCUUGGAGUAUCAGAUCAAAACGGUGCGCAAUUAAUCCAAACGGCUAUUUCCAUUCUCAACUACCAGUGGCAGAAUCCAAUCAAUCCCCUUCAAUGCUCUGUCCGAAGCCUCUUCAAUGUCUUUCACCCACCCACCAACCACAAAGCUAUCAAAACUCUUCACACCAGUUUUUGUUUGCAAACCCAGUACGCAGAACCAAAAAAAAAGCUCACCUCUGUUCAACAAACGCUCGAGCUCAGCUUCUCUUCGCUUGGGUCAUCGUUGCCGCCGCUGUGGAACAAUUCAUUCACGGUAUAGACGGAAGUUGUAGGGAAAAUGGUUAAGCAGAAGAAAUCUGUGGAGGGUGGUAGUAAUGAUGAAAGAGCUGACUGGAAAGACCUUAAGGAACUAGAAGCUUUUUGUCGGUUCUGUGCUGUUCAAGUCAUGGAGGGCCAGAGGAAUGCCACUGGAUUUUUGUCCAAAAUUGGGGUUAAUGAAGUGAUUCGGCAGUUGGGUGAGAUGGGAAAAGUGGUGACUUCUUUGCAAAUAAAAAAAAAAUGGGAUCAUUUAAGAAAAAGGUGGAAGAUUUAUAACAAGUGUUUGGAUAAGGAGACUGGGUUGGGAUAUGAUCCUGGAACUGGGAGGUUUGACACAACGGAUGAGUGGUGGAACCGAAAAAUUGCGGCAUGUCCCGAUGCAAAAACGUUUAAAACGAAGGGUUUGCCGAAUCGUGACCUCAUGAACAUCAUGUUUGGAGGCACAGUUGCAACGGGGAAAAAGUCAUUUUGUACGAGUGGUCCAAUACCAACGGAUACCACCGAAGGGUCUGGGGACUCCGAUGAUAACGUAGAAUUUAUUGACCCCCAAUGUGAACCCGUUGUGAAUGUUGACGCAAUGGAGGUUGAAGGUCCAUCAUCGUCGAGGGCAGGACCGGCAGUGAAUAAGGGGAAAGGCUUGGCAACCAGUGUCCACAUCUUCAAACCAAUUUCCAAGAAACCAAAAAAGAAGCGUUCAACUGCGCAAGAGAUGUCUGACUCUUUGAAGAGCAUCUCAAAUGUCAUUGUUGAAAGAUCUAGUCUAAGUGCCUGUACACCAUCUGCUCCUACAGCAACUGCUCAGGUUAAAGCAAUUCUGGACAUGGUGUUGAGUCUUCCCGGGGUGUACUUGGGUCAUUACCUUUAUAUGUUCAGCACCAUCUAUUUCAUGGAAAAAGAGCCGGGUAGGCAUAUGUUUGAAGCACUUUCCGAUAACAAGGAGCUCCAGCUGAAGUGGCUAGAAAAAGAGUACCAAAGGCACCCUGAUUAUCAUUUUGAGUGAAGGAACAAUGGAUUGGCUUGAUAGGGUUGUGUAAGCUUGGUGUAAUAAUCAAACUUGAAGUGUUCUACUUGUUGCACUAUUAUGUUUCUUUUUUUUUUUUUUCUUUUUUUUUGGUAGAAACUAAUGCUUGUUAUGGGUGUGUAUGUAAGACAAUGCUCAUCAUUCCUAUAUGUUUGAGCUAUAUUUAUAUAUGUUUGUCCAAUGCUUCUUUUUAUCUGACUUUUUUGUAUUUUUUAUGGUUAUGCACUGUUAUGAUGGUUGUUUAUCUAAUUUUGUAAUAUUUUUUUUA
Molecule: messenger RNA, 1845 nt
Organism: Quercus robur (English oak)
Lineage: Eukaryota; Viridiplantae; Streptophyta; Magnoliopsida; Fagales; Fagaceae
Product: L10-interacting MYB domain-containing protein-like
Exons: 3
Coding region: 576-1556 (326 amino acids)
Source: RefSeq, a predicted model, not a curated record